Molecule: messenger RNA, 2623 nt
Organism: Phlebotomus papatasi
Lineage: Eukaryota; Metazoa; Arthropoda; Insecta; Diptera; Psychodidae
Exons: 2
Coding region: 167-2272 (701 amino acids)
Cellular component (GO): nucleus
Molecular function (GO): DNA binding
Source: RefSeq, a predicted model, not a curated record
UGUGAAUGUGAAAAAUUGAUUAAAUUGAUUCGUGAGUGUCUCUUUAGUGAGGUGUAAUGAUAUUUUUGCCUGGAACCUACAUAUUUCUGCGAAAAUUUCGAUUUACUUCAUUGUUUGCUUUCUUUUGCAAAAUACAGCUGAAUUGAAUGAUACUCUCUGGGAAACGAUGACACCAAAAAAGUGUUUGAAAAGAUUGGCUUAUCCUCAGAAACAGAUUGGCGAUGCAAUUAAUGCUGUUAAAAAAGGUAUGUCAGUCCUAAGAGCUGCACGUGAAUAUGGAAUUCCCCGAUCAACUCUGCAGUAUAAGGUGUCUGGCAAAGGAAAACUAAACACACUGGGAAGAGGAGGAUUUCACAGUGCUCUAGGCAAUGAUAUUGAGCAAAAACUGGUCGAGUGGAUUGUGCAAUGCGCAAAUUUUGGGUUUCCUAUUAGUAAGGAGACUCUGUAUUCUGGGGUGGAAACUCUUUUGAAAGAAGCAGACAUACAGGUAAAAUAUUUCAAAGACAAUCGUCCAUCGCCUAAAUGGAUCUACGCAUUUUUAAAACGCCAUCCAGAGGUUCGUCAAAAGAAAGCCGAAUAUGUAAACAAGGCACGCGGAAGUGUCACGGAAGCCAAAAUCCGUGCUUGGUUUACGCAGAUUCAAACUGAAUUAGGAGAAAAUGUCCACAUCCUCCAGGAAUCACAAAGAGUAUUUAACAUGGACGAGAGCGGGUUUAAUCUUUCUCUACAGGGAGGGGUUGUAAUUGCUCCUUUGAAUCAUCACGCAUACAUUGAAUCUGAGCAUUCGGAUAAAGAGACCCAAACAACAUUGUUUGCUGUAAAUGCUGCUGGAGAUUUCGCACCACCUUUAACCGUGUUUAAAUACGAGAGAAUGCCCCAGCAAGCCGCCACCUGUGCACCUACUCCAGAUUGGGGUUUAGGCAAAACAGAGUCGGGAUGGAUGACCUCGGAGUGCUUUUAUGAGUAUAUUGCUAAUGUGUUUUUGCCGUGGGUGAAGAAGCAAUGUAUUCAACUUCCCGUUAUCGUUUUUCUGGAUGGUCACAAGUCCCAUCUAUCUUUGCCUUUGAGUAAGUUUUGCGCUGAAGCAGGCAUAAUAUUAGUUUCGAUCUACCCAAAUUCAACACAUAUUCUUCAGCCGUUGGACGUGGCGGUUUUUAAGCCUAUGAAGGCUAACUGGAGGCGAAUAAAGACAGCCUGGAGGGUUAAACAUGGACACGAAAUGAAUAAGUUUAAUGUACCAGCCGCCCUGCACAUGAUUAUCUCAGAUCAAAGAAUGAGAGGAAAUAUCAUAUCGGGAUUUCGUGCGUGCGGUAUUUUUCCAUUUAAUGCAGAUGAAGUUGACUACUCUAAAGUUAUUAAGAGGAAGGAAGAAGUGUUGCAAAAUGAUUGCAAAGAAACUGACCCGGAAGAAAGUGCGGACGCCGUCUUCCUGAGGAUGCUAGAGAAUAGAAUUGAUGUCUCCACGCUGCAUCAAUUCAAAAUGACUAGGAUGAAGAACACUCACUGGAAGGGAGAUGUUGAAUCGAAGAAUUUAUUUGAGUUUUGGAAUAAUGCAGUCUCUCUGGCUGAAGGAGCAACGCCAAUGACAGUAAAUCCUUUGCUGUUACCAGAUAAUGGCUGUUUCACUGAAGAUCCAGUGUUGAUUACAAGUGCUUCCUUGCUUUCGGUGGACAAUAAUUCUGCUUUUUCAUUGGAAGAUAGAAAUGAAGAAUAUGCUUCACUUAUCGAGGAAGAUGAUUGGUUUAUUUCUAACACAAAUAACCAGAAUGCACUGAUUACUAUUGAAUCAAUUCUUUCUGAGCCUACUCUCAGCACGUCCUCAAUCAGUGGAAAUGACGAUGAUAUUGUUGCCACUCAGGCCCCGAAAAUGAUGUCCGCUCAACUUCCAGUGUCUCCUUCCAGCACAUCCUCGAUCAGUGUAAAGGACGGUUGCUCCUUCAUUCCAAUCAAGAAGCGAAGGGUCUCAGAAAUUCUUCAAAGUGUUGUGAAAUGGCCAGAAAAAUCAAAAACAGAGAAACAGACAAGACAAAAGGAAGUCACUCCGUGUGCCGUUACUUCCAAAACAUGGAUCGAAAUUAAGGAGGCCAAACAAGCUGAAAAGGAGAGGACAGAGAAAGAAAAAGAGCUCCGAAAAAAAGAGCGUGAAGAGAAAAAGAGGAUACUUAAUGAGGAAAAAGCACAAAGAAAGAUUAUGAUGGAAAUAAAGAAGACUGAGAAAAUGAGGAAACAAGAAAAUGUUGGAAAGAAAAAGAAAAUUAAGAAAGAAAAUUGAUUAAAUAAACAAUAAAUUUAUUAUGAAUUUCAAAACAUGACUUUUUAAUAGUAUUAAACUGAUUUUUGUGGUCCUAAGAACUUGAAAACCAUAUAAAAAAAGUGCCAAAGAGGUCCAGAAUUUCAGUUGCCCAAUGGUACCGAAAUUGCCAAUAGGUACGGAAUUUGGUAAUGAUCUUGAAAAAUAUUUUUUAUUCUAAUUUUUAAAGCAUUUUGAGCAAAACAGUUGUACAGAUCGAUAGCCAAAUAAAUAAGCUAAUUACCUCAUUUUUUUAAAAACAAAAAAUUACAAAACAACAGAAAAUAUUAAUGAGCAAAGUCACAAAAGUUCUUAGGGUGCCAAUAGCUGUUC